This is a messenger RNA of Brassica napus (rape), 741 nucleotides long. Its product is annotated as putative nuclease HARBI1. The coding region runs from base 1 to 741 and encodes 246 amino acids. The transcript is spliced from 4 exons. NCBI's taxonomy places the organism in Eukaryota, Viridiplantae, Streptophyta, Magnoliopsida, Brassicales, Brassicaceae. The record is from RefSeq and is a predicted model, not a curated record.
AUGGGAUUAAAAGAUACAAGAUAUGUUUCAGUUGAAGAAAUGCUAGCCACCUUUUUGUUCAUUGUUGGUCAAAACUCAAGGUAUAUUCAGGCUCAAGAUAGAUUCAAGAGGUCAAGAUUCUCAAUAAGUACAAGUUUUCAUACAAUUCUGAAAGUGUUAAACGCACUUGCUCCAAGUUACAUGGCCAAGCCUGAAACAACAGUGCCUCCAAAGAUAAGAGAUAGCACACGAUUCUAUCCUUAUUUUAAGGAUUGUGUAGGAGCUAUUGAUGGAACGCAUAUUCUUGCGAUGAUAAGUGGAAAGGAUUCAUCUAGCUACCGCAAUCGAAAAGGACAACUAUCACAAAAUGUUUUAGCUGCAUGCAAUUUUGAUUUAGAAUUUAUAUAUGUUCUUAGUGGAUGGGAAGGUUCAGCUCAUGAUGCUAAAGUAUUACAAGAUGCUUUAACAAGAAAUUCUAACAGAUUACAAGUUCCAGAAGGAAAAUUCUAUUUAGUCGACUGUGGAUACGCCAAUCGUCGUAAUUUUCUGGCUCCAUUUCGAAAAUGUCGUUCAGACGUGUUUCCUGAAGAAGUUGUUAUCGCUGAUGAUAAUGAAAUUGAUGUUCAAGAAAUAGGUGAAGAUGAGAACAUGGAUGAUGAUGUUCAAAAUGGCACUCAAGAACAACAAAGAGUGAAUGCUAAUAAUUGGAGAGCAAAUAUAGCAGCAACCAUGUGGACAUAUGCUAUGCAUAUGGGAUCUUGA